UACAGGUUCUAGAAGUGGAUGUCAAUUCUUUAACCCUACUAUUACUGACUCAGUUAUUAACAUUAACACAAUUCAUUUACCUGCAACACAAGGUAAUGGCGAUAGAUUGCAAUCAAGCACACAUCAACAACUACCAAGUCAAGACGAGGUUAUUAAAAACUAUCUACUAAGAACUCAACAGCAAUUGUGCUGCAAUACCAUACGGUUCACACCAGCAACUUUGAAUACUAGAUACAAAGUAGACAUUGCCCACAUGUUCACUGAUCUGGAUCUACUCAAAGAAAAUGAAAAGAAGCAAGAUGUCAAGCCUACAACUUUGAACGAGGUUUUAAAUAUUAUAAAAUCCACACCUGCAUGUAAAGUUCUAAUAGAAGGUGAGGGUGGUAUUGGCAAAUCAACCCUUCUCCGGUAUAUAGCAUACAAUUGGGCCACAGAAUCAGACAAAACCUUCAAAGGUAAAAUAGUCUUUCUUGUCAACAUAUCCACUAUUGACAAAAGUGAAAGCUUUUUGGAUGGUAUUUUAAAACAAAUAGACAUAGAGGAUUUUUAUCUUGAAACAAAUCUUUCUCAAGAUCCUGUAUUAGUUAAACGAUUUAUUAGGAAUCACGAUAAUGACAUUGUAUUGUUAUUAGAUGGAUUAGAUGAAUUGAAAGUGGGUAGUAAGAGUCCAAUAUGCUUAUUCAAAAAAGAAAAAAUGCCAAAAUGCAAAGUAAUACUUACAUCAAGAUCUGAAAAUAUAGAUGAGUUUGUUAAAGAGAGCAGCAUACAUGUGAAAGUGAAGGGAUUCAGUGCAGUUAAUGUAAGAAAUUACAUUAAGAAACAUUUUGAGUAUUUUAAAGAACCUGCAUUAGGAGACUCACUUUUGGAUGAGUUGGAGCUGAUUUCAGAAUUUAAAUAUAAACAUGUGGACGUCAAAGAAAUGUGUAAAAAUCCAAUGUUGCUUCUAUCAGUAUGCAUUAUGUGGGAAGAAAGGCAACACCUUCCAGCUGAUAAAGCUGAUCUCUUUAAAGAGAUUUUUAGAACCAUCUUGAAUCAGUUCAUUCAAAAACAAGCAGAUAAGGAGCAAAAAAUCUCAGUAUUCAAAAAUAUUCCACAGAAGUGUGUUGAACCGAUGCUGCUGUUAGGGAAGUGUAUGUAUAAUGGCUUAAAACGAAACCAACUUUCAAUAAACAAAGCAGAAAUGGAAGGAAGAGAAGAAAUGGUUGCCUUAGCUUUAAAACUGGGAUUUGUGUACAAAGAUACACCGAACCGAAAGUCUGAUUUUGAAGAGAUUUUUACAGCUCCUCACAAAUUAAUAGUAGAGUCAUUGGUAGGAUUUUACUUAUGCAAACUAUGUCAGGCAGCAGGAUUGGAGAGUGAGUGCUCAGUGGGCAUGAAAAGGUUACUUCAGCCAUUGGAUGAUAAUGAAUGGAAGAUUAUAAGAGAAAAUACACACUUGCACAAUGCAAAAGUGUUUGCAAUUGGAUUUCUAGGUACUGGUGCUGGCAUGUUUUUUAAUCACUGGAUAACAAACAAUCUAUCAACAUAUCGCUCUUUAAGGCUACAUUUUAAAUUUGUGAAAAUAGAACACAGGAGUACUGUAGUAAAGGAACUAUUUGAUGAAAUGACUAAGAAAAAUUUAGAAAUAAUGCCACACAUAAAUGGCAUAUGUGAAUCACUAAGGAAAGUUAUCCAUCACUUCAUGUCUGAUGUAAAGGUCAAUCAAAUUGAAAAUUUUCUUCAAAUUAUGCAAAUUUUCAGUACAAGUUCAAAGUUUUCUGGACAAAUUGGUAGAGACAAUUUCAAGUCUUGGUUGGAAACCUAUUCUGGUAAGGAAAUGUCAUCUGAAGAAAAAUGCAAAAUGAUUGCCCACAUAAUGAUUGCUGUAUCAGAUCAAAGUGAUAUUUUGCAUAUAGCAAGUGAAAUAUGUGGUGAUGAUAUUAAAUGCCUAACAGAAGAAUGUCAAAAACUGAAUUUCAAAUAUGAUAUAACAACAUUUGAAUUGCAUAGCUUAAGUACUGCUACUUUUAUAAUUCAUCUGUUUAGUUUUGCACCACAACUUUACUCAUUGAACUGCUCCCCAUGUUGUAUUACAGGUACUAUUAUGAAUGAUGUAAUGAAAGAGUGUUGUAGUAGAGGAAUCAAGUUAGAAUUAAAGAAUCUUGAUAUCAGUGGUAAUAAUCUCGGUGAAAUUGAUGGUUCAUUAUUAGCAUCUUUAUUGGGUAUUGUUCCUACACUGAGUACUCUUGACAUGGGUGGUUGCAGUUUGUCAGGUGUAAUUGUGAAUGAUAUGAUGAGAGAGUGUUGCAGUGCAGGAGUCAAGUUAGAAUUAAAGGUGCUCAUUAUCAGUGAUAAUAAUCUCAGCAACAUUGAUGGUUCAUUAUUAGCAUCUUUAUUGGGUAUUGCUCCUACACUGAGUAUUCUUGACAUGGGUGGUUGCAGUUUGUCAGGUGUAAUUGUGAAUGAUAUGAUGAGAGAGUGUUGUAGUGCAGGAGUCAAGUUAGAAUUAAAGUUGCUCAUUAUCAGUGAUAAUAAUCUCAGCAACAUUGAUGGUUCAUUAUUAGCAUCUUUAUUGGUUAUUGCUCCUACAUUGAGUACUCUUCACAUGACUGGUUGCAGCUUAUCAGGUGCAAUUGUGAAUGAUAUGAUGAGAGUGUGUUGUAAUGCAGGAGUAAAGUUAGAAUUAAGGCAGCUUUAUAUCAGUGGUAAUAAUCUCAGUGACAUUGAUGGUUCAUUAUUAGCAUCUUUAUUGGUUAUUGCUCCUACACUGAGUACUCUUAACAUGAGUGGUUGCAGUUUAUCAGGUGUAAUUGUGAAUGAUAUGAUGAGAGAGUAUUGUAGUGCAGGAGUCAAGUUAGAAUUAAUGGAGCUCAAUAUCAGUGGUAAUAAUCUCAAUGACAUUGAUGGUUCAUUAUUAGCAUCUUUAUUGGUUAAUGCUCCUACAGGUAGUAUUCAUAACAUGAGUGGUUGCAGUUUAUCAGGUGUAAUUGUGAAUGAUAUGAUGAGAGAGUGUUGCAGUGCAGGAGUCAAAUUAGAAUUAAGGAAGAUUGAUAUCAGUGGUAAUAAUCUCAGUAACAUUGAUGGUUCUUUGUUUCUAUCAUUUUUGGGAAUUACUUCUAAACAUUUCAGUUUAUUAAUAAGGAAUGGCAGUUCACCAUGUUAUUUUAAAAAAUCCUAUAGUGUUUGCAAUGGUAAUAAUUUAUUUAAUCUUAAUAUCAGUGGUGCUAUCCUCAAUAUAAGUGGUUUCUCAUUAGAGUCUUUACUUAAAAUUUUUAUUAAACUGAGUGACCUUAGAUUAGAAAAUUCCAAUUUAUCGGGUGCAAUUGUGAAUGAUAUGAUGAGAAAGUGUUGUUGUCGAGGAGUCAAGUUAGAAUUAAAUGAGGUUUAUAUUAGUGGUAAUAAUCUUAGUGACAUUGACGGUUCAUUAUUAGCAUCUUUAUUGGUUAUUGCUCCUACACUGAGAACUCUUAACAUGAGUGGUUGCAGUUUAUCAGGUGUAAUUGUGAAUGAUAUGUUAAGAGAGUGUUGUAGUGCAGGAGUCAAGUCAGAAUUAAAUGAGGUUUAUAUUAGUGGUAAUAAUCUUAGUGACAUUGACGGUUCAUUAUUAGCAUCUUUAUUGGUUAUUGCUCCUACACUGAGAAUUCUUAACAUGAGUGGUUGCAGUUUAUCAGGUGUAAUUGUGAAUGAUAUGUUAAGAGAGUGUUGUAGUGCAGGAGUCAAGUUAGAAUUAAAGGGGCUUUAUAUCAGAGAUAAUAAUCUCAGUAAUAUUGAUGGUUCAUUAUUAGCAUCUUUAUUGGUUAUUGCUCCUACACUGAUUAUUCUUGACAUGAGUUGUUGCAGUUUAUCAGGUGUAAUUGUGAAUGAUAUGAUGAGAAAGUGUUGUAGUGCAGGAGUCAAGUUAGAAUUAAAGGAGCUUGAUAUCAGUGGUAAGAGUCUCAGUAACAUUGAUGGUUCUCUGUUUGUAUCAUUUUUGGGAAUUACUUCUGAACGUUUCAAUUUAUCAAUAAGGAAUGGCAGUUCAUCAUGUUAUUUUAGAAAAUCUUAUAGCGGUUUCAAUGGUAAUAAUUUAAUUAAUCUUGAUAUCAGUGGUAAUAUCCUCAAUAUCAGUGAUUUCUCAUUAGCAUCUUUACUUAUUACUAUUAAACUGAAUAUGCUUACAUUAGACAAUUGCAAUUUAUCCAGUGUAAUUGUGAAUAAUAUGAUGAGAGAGUGUUGUAGUCCAGGAGUCAAGUUAGAAUUAAAGGAGCUUGAUAUCAGUGGUAAUAAUCUCAGCAACAUUGAUGGUUCAUUAUUAGCAUCUUUAUUGAUUAUUGCUCCUAAACUGAGUAUUCUUAACAUGGGUGAUUGCAGUUUAUCAGGUGUAAUUGUGAAUGAUAUGAUGAGAGAGUGUUGUAGUGCAGGAGUCAAGUUAGACUUAAUGAAGCUUGAUAUCAGUGGUAAUAAUCUCAGUAACAUUGAUGGUUCAUUAUUAGCAUCUUUAUUGGUUACUGCUCCUACACUGAGUACUCUUGACAUAAGUGGUUGCAGUUUAUCAGGUGUAAUUGUGAAUGAUAUGAUGAGAGAGUGUUGUAGUGCAGGAGUCAAGUUAAAAUUAAAUGAGGCUUAUUUUAGUGGUAAUAAUCUUAGUGACAUUGAUGGUUCAUUAUUAGCAUCUUUAUUGGGUAUUGCUCCUACACUGAGUACUCUUAACAUGAAUGAUUGUAGUUUAUCAGGUGUAAUUGUGAAUGAUAUGAUGAGAAAGUGUUGCAGUGCAGGAGUCAAGUUAGAAUUAAUGCAGCUUUAUAUCAGUGGUAAUAAUCUCAGUAACAUUGAUGCUUCUCUGUUUGUAUCAUUUUUGGGAAUUACUUCUGAACAUUUCAAUUUAUCAAUAAGCAAUGGCAGUUCAUCAUGUUUUUUCAAAAAAUUGUAUAAUGAUUUAUUUAGCCUUAAUAUCAGUGGUAAUAUCCUCAAUAUUAGUAGUUUCUCAUUAGCGUCUCUACUUAUUACUAUUAAACUGAAUGUCCUUAUAUUAACAAAUUGCAGUUUAUCAGGUGUAAUUGUGAAUGAUAUGAUGAGAGAGUGUUGUAGUGCAGGAGUCAAGUUAGAAUUAAAGCAGCUUGAUAUUAGUGGUAAUAAUCUCAGUGACAUUAACGGUUCUUUAUUAGCAUCUUUAUUGGUUAUUGCUCCUACACUAAGUACUCUUAACAUGAGUGAUUGCAGUUUAUCAGGUGUAAUUGUGAAUGAUAUGAUGAGAGAGUGUUGUAGUGCAGGAGUCAAGUUAGAAUUAAUGGAGCUCAAUAUCAGUGGUAAUAAUCUCAGUAACAUUGAUGGUUCAUUGUUAGCAUCUUUAAUGGUUAUUUCUCCUACAUUGAGUACUCUUCACAUGACUGGUUGCAGCUUAUCAGGUGCAAUUGUGAAUGAUAUGAUGAGAGUGUGUUGUAAUGCAGGAGUAAAGUUAGAAUUAAGGCAGCUUUAUAUCAGUGGUAAUAAUCUCAGUGACAUUGAUGGUUCAUUAUUAGCAUCUUUAUUGGUUAUUGCUCCUACAUUGAGUACUCUUAAAAUGAGUUGGUUGCAGUUUAUCAAGUGUAAUUGUGAAUGAUAUGAGAGAGUGUUGCAGUGCAGGAGUCAAAUUAGAAUUAAGGAAGCUCAUUAUCAGUAAUAAUAAUCUCAGUGACAUUGAUGGUUCUUUUUUUGUAUCAUUUUUGGGAAUUACUUCUAAACAUUUCUAUUUAUUAAUAAAGAAUGGCAGUUCAUCAUGUUAUUUCAGAAUUUUUAAUAAUGUAUUUAACCUUAACUUCAGUGGUAAUAUCCUCAAUAUUCGUGGUUCUUUUAUUAGCAUCUUUACCUAUUACUAUUAAACUGAAUAAGCUUACAUUAGAAAAUUGCAAUUUAUUGGGUGUAAUUGUGUAUAAUAUGAUGAGAGAGUGUUGUAGUCAGGGAGUCAAGUUAAAAUUAAAGGAGCUCGAAAUUAGUGAUAAUCUCAGUGACAUUAACGGUUCGUUAUUAGUAUCUUUAUUGGUUAUUGCUCCUACAGGUAGUACUCCUAACAUGAGUGGUUGCAGUUUGUCAGGUGUAAUUGUUAAUGAUAUGAUGAGAGAGUGUUGUAGUGCAGGAGUCAAGUUAGAAUUAAAGCACCUUGAUAUCAGUGGUAAUAAUCUCAGUGACAUUGACGGUUCAUUAUUAGCAUCUUUAUUGGUUAAUGCUCCUACAGUGAGUACUCUUAACAUGAGUGGUUGCAGUUUAUCAGGUAUAAUUGUGAAUGAUAUGAUGAGAGAGUGUUGUAGUGCAGGAGUCAAGUUAAAAUUAAUGGAGCUCAAUAUCAGUAAUAAAUCUCAUCAACAUUAAUGGUUCAUUGUUAGCAUCUUUAUUGGUUAUUACUCUUACACUGAGUACUCUUAACAUGAGUGGUUGCAGUUUAUCAGGUGCAAUUGUGAAUGAUAUGAGGAGAGAGUGUUGUAGUUCAGGAGUGAAGUUAAAAUUAGUGGAGCUCAAUAUCAGUAAUAAUAAUCUCAGCAACAUUAACGGUUCAUUAUUAGCAUCCUUAUUGGUCCUACAGGUAGUACUCUUAACAUGAGUGGUUGCCGUUUAUCAGGUGCAAUUGUGAAUAAUACGAUGAGAAAGUGUUGUGGUGCAGGAGUCAAGUUAAAAUUAAUGAAGGUUGAUAUUAGUGGUAAUAAUCUCAGCGACAUUGAUGGUUCA
Molecule: messenger RNA, 6657 nt
Organism: Anneissia japonica
Lineage: Eukaryota; Metazoa; Echinodermata; Crinoidea; Comatulida; Comatulidae
Exons: 5
Coding region: 254-5557 (1767 amino acids)
Molecular function (GO): protein binding
Source: RefSeq, a predicted model, not a curated record